Messenger RNA from Chenopodium quinoa (quinoa), 1433 nucleotides. RefSeq lists its product as uncharacterized. The record is from RefSeq and is a predicted model, not a curated record. NCBI's taxonomy places the organism in Eukaryota, Viridiplantae, Streptophyta, Magnoliopsida, Caryophyllales, Amaranthaceae. The transcript has 4 exons. The coding region runs from base 147 to 1433 and encodes 428 amino acids.
CAUGCACCAUUCACCGCGUAAUUACGCAAGACAGGGCGUCGUUACAUGUCGAUCAGGUUCAUCCAUUCUGGCGGACGCUCGUUAUCGGAGAGCAUGCUGUUCCGCAUACGGUUCACCGUGAACAGGAGGAGUUGGAGCAGUUUCAGAUGAUGUUUGACCAAGUGUCCUCCAGUCACCCUUCGAUCAUUCGUAGUGCUACACACAUACUUCAUGACAUGUUCAAUACAUCGUGUUUGGAUACCGAGGAACCGGAAGGGGUCGAGCGACCUAGGGGUCGACAACCACGGCGGAACAAGAGUGCGUUUGAGUACAUUCGCGGUCGUGGCCGUGGCCGUGGCCGUGGUCGUACAUCCUCAUCAAGUGGCAGCCAAUCAUCGUCGUCGGUGAAUAUGCCCGGCACCGGGAGAAUGGACAUUGAACAUUUUCCAUAUAAGGACAGGAUCCCUAAUAUCAUGAUGCCAUUCUUGGACGGGUGGAAUGAUGUCAUUGCAGAUGGUAACUGCGGAUUUCGGGUUGUGGCGGAUGUGUUUCAAAUGGGUGAAGACAACUACGGUUUAGUGCGGCAGUUGAUGUACAGUGAAAUCGCAUCAAACCGAGAUGUGUAUGGCCAUGUGUACGGCGAGGACUUGGAUAGGUCUCUGCAGCGUAUCCGGUGGGGAGGGGGACCUUGCGGUCAAAAUCAUUGGUUCGAUGCGCCACUUGAUCUCUUUGCCGUUGCAAACAUCUACAAGUGUGCAGUCAUGCAUUUCGGCCUUGGUUUACAUAGUCGAGCCUAUUAUCCAUGUACAACGGUUCUGCCCUGGUGUUCGCGCGAGACCGUCACCAGACCGGUAAGGGACGUUGUUAUUGGAUUUCUUGGGCCGUCAUACAGACAUUUUAUCCGAUUAGACAUGUCACCCGAUUUUCCGGUCCCAAAUAUCAUACCGAAGUGGUAUGAAAUUCGUAGAGCAAGCGUGGAGGGUUGGGAUGCUUUGUACCAUGAGCGCUGCGGCAUGAAACAACUGGAUAUUCGGAGUAUUAUAAGGGAGCAUACGGAUGUGUUCGAUGGCAGAAUAAUGGUGUUCUGCCAUUAUGAACCCUUGGAUGUCCCGCAGCAUAUCGAAUUUGCCAUAGCGCAAUUAUGGAUAAGAGUUUAUGGCUUACCUUUUCCAUUUCUAACUACUCACUGGGCUCGUCAAAUUUUUGAGCUCAGUGAGGAGAAGGUUGUGUGGGUUUACUUUCGAUAUGAAGGGGUCUUUAAAUUUUGCAAGCAAUGUGGCAUGGUGGGCCACUCAACUAGGAGGUGCAACCUCACUUCUCAGGUGGCUAGGCGCAGGUUGCGUCAGAGAAUGGCAGCGCGUGAACAGAGUGGCUUGAGGGUGCUGUACGAUCCAAUGGACCAGCCUUUUUACACAAAUUUGAUUCAUGGUCUUCCAGAUCGCUACAUUUUCUGA